AUGAUUCAAACUGCAAAAUCAGCAAUUCUUGAAGCCAUGAAAGCAGGCUAUCGUCACUUUGAUACGGCCUUUAUUUACGGAUCCGAGAAGCCUCUUGGUGAAGCCAUUGCUGAAGCUCUUCGUCUUGGCCUCAUCAAGUCCCGUGAAGAGCUCUUCAUCCCCACCAAGCUAUGGUGCAGCUUCGCUGAACGUGAUCAAGUCGUUCCUGCCUGUAAACUGAGCCUCGAGUAA
This is a messenger RNA of Ilex paraguariensis (yerba mate), 231 nucleotides long. NCBI's taxonomy places the organism in Eukaryota, Viridiplantae, Streptophyta, Magnoliopsida, Aquifoliales, Aquifoliaceae. The record is from the annotation of a GenBank genome assembly.